AUGCUAUCUUCACAAAUUUUGAAAAACUCAGCCGCUACUUUGGGACGCUCAUUGGGCGCUGCCGCGCCCAAGAGCGCCAGUAGAGUGCUGUUAAGAGCUUCUCCGGCCAGAACCGGCCAAUCCUGGGCUAUGAUCGAAACUAGAAGACUGGCACCAGCGAUCGUCGGAUGGGCUGCUUUUAUCACAGGCAUGCUAGGAUGGCCAUUUGCUUUGAGAGCUGUGAUGCUUCCCAAACAACUAGAUUAG
Molecule: messenger RNA, 246 nt
Organism: Lachancea sp. 'fantastica'
Lineage: Eukaryota; Fungi; Ascomycota; Saccharomycetes; Saccharomycetales; Saccharomycetaceae
Source: the annotation of a GenBank genome assembly